Molecule: messenger RNA, 1868 nt
Organism: Clarias gariepinus (North African catfish)
Lineage: Eukaryota; Metazoa; Chordata; Actinopteri; Siluriformes; Clariidae
Gene: cct2
Product: chaperonin containing TCP1, subunit 2 (beta)
Exons: 16
Coding region: 82-1689 (535 amino acids)
Biological process (GO): protein folding
Cellular component (GO): cytosol; chaperonin-containing T-complex
Molecular function (GO): ATP hydrolysis activity; ATP-dependent protein folding chaperone; ATP binding
Source: RefSeq, a predicted model, not a curated record
GACUUUACCAUCUUUAGAGCUUCACGCGCUGCCGGUUCCUCUCUUCCCGGUGUGUGUGCACGCGCCUGAACUGUAGCAGCCAUGGCCUCCCUAUCAAUGGCCCCGGUCAACAUCUUUAAACAUGGAGCUGAUGAGGAGAGAGCUGAGACUGCUCGCCUGUCUUCCUUUAUUGGUGCCAUUGCUAUUGGGGAUCUGGUGAAAAGUACACUUGGACCAAAAGGAAUGGAUAAAAUCCUCUUGGGUGGUGGACGUGAGGGAUCUGUUACAGUGACCAAUGAUGGAGCAACCAUUCUGAAAGCCAUCGGUGUGGACAACCCUGCUGCUAAAGUGCUUGUCGAUAUGUCUAAGGUCCAGGAUGAUGAGGUUGGAGACGGCACUACUUCUGUCACUGUGCUGGCAGCAGAACUGCUCAGAGAAGCAGAGGUGCUGAUUGCCAAGAAGAUCCAUCCACAGAUCAUUAUCUCAGGCUGGAGGAAAGCCACCCAGGCUGCUCGCGAGGCCUUGAGGGAGGCUGCAGUGGACCAUGGUAAUGAUGAGGUAAAAUUCCAGGAGGAUCUGUUGAACAUCUCUCGCACCACUUUAUCAUCCAAACUGCUCACUCAUCACAAGGAGCACUUUGCCAAGCUGGCAGUGGAGGCAGUGCUCCGACUGAAGGGCUCUGGCAACCUGGAAGCCAUCCAUGUGAUCAAGAAGCUGGGAGGCGGCCUUAUAGACUCUUACCUGGAUGAAGGUUUCCUACUUGACAAAAAGAUUGGUGUUAAUCAGCCCAAAAGGAUUGAGAAUGCAAACAUCCUUGUUGCUAACACAGGCAUGGACACAGACAAGAUCAAGAUCUUUGGCUCUAGAGUGCGGGUGGACUCUACAGCAAAAGUGGCAGAAAUUGAGUUGGCAGAGAAAGAGAAGAUGAAGGAGAAAGUUGAGCGCAUUCUGAAGCAUGGCAUUAACUGCUUCAUUAAUAGACAAUUGAUCUAUAACUACCCUGAGCAGCUUUUUGCUGCUGCUGGUGUCAUGGCCAUCGAACAUGCUGAUUUUGCUGGAGUGGAGCGUCUGGCGUUGGUCACAGGAGGGGAGAUCGCAUCGACCUUUGAUCACCCUGAGCUGGUAAAGCUGGGCCACUGUAAACUGAUCGAGGAGGUCAUGAUCGGAGAGGACACGCUCAUCCAUUUCUCUGGAGUGGAAAUGGGUGAGGCCUGCACAAUUGUUCUUCGUGGAGCAACACAGCAGAUUCUAGACGAAGCUGAGCGUUCUCUCCAUGAUGCAUUGUGUGUGUUGUCUCAGACCAUUAAAGAGACUCGCACAGUCUAUGGUGGAGGUUGUUCAGAAAUGUUGAUGGCUAAAGCAGUGAUGGACUUGGCCAGCAGAACCCCCGGAAAAGAAGCUGUGGCUAUGGAGUCUUUCGCCAAAGCUUUGAGAAUGCUCCCGACUAUAAUCGCGGAUAAUGCAGGUUAUGACAGCGCAGACCUCGUGGCUCAACUGAGAGCCGCUCACCAGGAGAAUAAGAACACUUUUGGCCUGGAUAUGAGGCAAGGCACAGUCGGUGACAUGGCUGAGCUGGGCGUCACAGAGAGCUUCCAGGUGAAGAGGCAGGUGCUGCUAAGUGCUGCAGAGGCAGCCGAGAUGAUUCUCCGUGUUGAUGACAUUAUCAAGGCCGCACCAAGGAAACGAGUACCAGAUCACCACCCAUGUUAGGACAACCAGAGUGUGUGGAAAGCAGUCUGUGUAUUUAUUACCUGCAAUGGCCUCCUCCUUUAGGUCACAUGUCAAUGUGUUGCACAGUUAGCACUCCAGAGGCUGUCUGUGUCCUGUCGCUAUUCAAACAUGGCCAUGUGGCUUUCUUUGUUUACUCAGUAAUAAAACUUUAGAACCUG